AGCAACGUGUCUGUGUUUAACAGGUUUAAACUUAACCCUUUUCCCUUAAAACAUGGGUGAUAACAACAACAAAGGAAAAGUCAUAGAAGAAGCCUUUAACUACAAAAACAACAACAAUUUCACAUCUCCUCAAGAUCACGAAGUAAUCAAAGAACAAGAUCGUUUACUUCCAAUAGCUAAUGUUGGAAGAAUCAUGAAACAAAUCUUGCCACCAAAUGCAAAAAUCUCUAAAGAAGCUAAAGAAACCAUGCAAGAGUGUGUUUCUGAGUUUGUUAGCUUUGUAACUGGCGAAGCAUCUGACAAGUGUCACAAGGAGAAGAGAAAGACAGUUAAUGGUGAUGAUGUUUGUUGGGCCAUGACAAAUCUAGGGUUUGAUGAUUACUCUGAGCCACUCAAAAGGUAUUUGUAUAAGUAUAGAGAAUUCGAUGUGGAAAGAGGAAAUCAAAGUAAGGGUAACAAUAUUAACAAUAGUGAUGAAAUUGAAACAUAUAAUUAUGAUGAUGAUAAGUCACAAACUCAAGGAACUAGUAAUAGGAACCUUGGACCUAAGUCUAGGGGAUUUUGAAACUAAGAUUUUUUUAUUUUUUUUUCUAGUUUUCUCCUAAUUUUUAGAUCUAUAUAUUCUAAAAUGUUUUGUUUUUUUGGGUUGACUGAUCUAUCCUUAUGUGAUAGGAGUUGUGUAAUGAAAUAUAUGUAUUGUAUACCCAUGUAUUUUAAUUUUAGUGGUGAUAUUUUGUUCAAGUUCAAAAUAAUUGGGUUUGAGACAAGAAGAAAAAAUUUAAACUUCUUCUUAGUACUGGUUUCUAGCUAAGACAAAGGACGAACAUCAUCUAUUUUGUGAGUGGUGUGUUGAUUUUAUUGAUUGUGAUAUUUUAAGAGAAUAGAUCCUAAAAUAAAAUAUAUUAUGCAAGGUUCUCUUAUAUAAUCUGCACUUCUCUGUGUCUUCCUUUCGUUGUGGUUUAUCUGGAUUUUGAGUAGCCUAUUUGAGAAAAAAAAAAGUAACUUGUGAAAAUAGCAUGUGAAUUAUU
Molecule: messenger RNA, 1028 nt
Organism: Trifolium pratense (red clover)
Lineage: Eukaryota; Viridiplantae; Streptophyta; Magnoliopsida; Fabales; Fabaceae
Product: nuclear transcription factor Y subunit B-4-like
Exons: 1
Coding region: 53-565 (170 amino acids)
Biological process (GO): regulation of transcription by RNA polymerase II
Cellular component (GO): CCAAT-binding factor complex
Molecular function (GO): protein heterodimerization activity; RNA polymerase II cis-regulatory region sequence-specific DNA binding; DNA-binding transcription activator activity, RNA polymerase II-specific
Source: RefSeq, a predicted model, not a curated record